AUGAGGGAUUGCACUUGGAGGAUUCAUGCUUCAGUUCUAAGGGACGAAGUCAGUUGGGCCAUAAAGAAGCUAGAAGGAGAGCAUGCAACUUGUGGGAGGCUGGAAGAGAAUCCUAUGGUCUUUUCAGCAUGGCUAUGCAGACAAUUGUUACAAGACUUAGAGGCAAACCUAGAUGUCCCAGUUGAUUCAUUGCAGAGGCUAUGCAUGGAAAGGUACAAGAUCCAUGUGAAGUUGAGAUUGUUAUACAAAGUGAAGAGUUUAGCGAGGGAGCAAUUACAUGGUGGGUUUGCUGAGUCCUAUCCAGCUCUUCCAAAGUAUGUUGAAAUGAUAAAGUUCACAAAUCCUGGGUCUUAUGCUCUGGUUACAUGGACUGACAAUUUGCAAUUUAAGGCCUAUUUCAUAUCUUUUGCAGCUCAAGUGAAAGGAUUCUUAGGUGGUUGUAGACCUAUCAUAGGAAUAGAUGGUGCACAUUUAAGUGGGUAUUACAAAUGGGUUAUGCUCACUGCAGUUGCAAUAGAUAGGAAUAAUGAGAUCUUUGUGUUAGCCUAUGGGAUUGUUGACACAGAGAGCAUAGAUUCCUGGACUUAUUUUUUCAGAAACUUGAGGUGCUUGUUUGCUCAGUAUGAAUAUCAAAAGGAUGACUGGACUUUUAUCAGUGACAGGAUGAGGGGGCUUGAAUCAGCAUUGUUUGAGGUGUUCCCAAGAGUUACAAGGAGAAUAUGCUGCCAGCAUUUGUACUCAAAUUGCAAGGCUGCAGGAUGGAGUGGGGCAGCAUUUCAUAAGAUGUUUUGGAUUGCGGCAAAUGCCUACAAUGACAGCAUAUAUCUCAAACAUGUAGAAGAGCAGUGGAGUGUGCACAUGUUUGACAUGACAGUUUGUUGUGAUCAUAACACAACAAACUUCGUGGAGUCAUUCAAUGCAAUAACAAAGGCCAACAAGGACAUGCCUGUGUUGACAUUUCUGGAAGAUGUCAGGAAUUUGUGCAUGAAAAGGAUGGGUUUCAGGUUCGAUAAAGCAGUAAGCAUGGAACCUAAUGAUCUAAUAGAGCAUGCAAAGGGGGUGCUGGCGACUAGGACUGAUGAUUCUAGGUUCUGCCAUGUCACUGCAGCUGGUGGUGGAGAGUUUGAGGUGAGGGAUGGCCAUGUCAAGUUCCCUGUCACCCUUGGAAAUAUGACUUGUGGGUGUGGGAAAUGGCAAAGAUCAGGGAUCCCUUGCAAGCAUGGGCUAAGGGUCAUUUACAACCAGAGACUUGAUCCUAGGGACUUUGUCUCACCUUUCUACAAGGGGCUACUUACAAACUCACUUGUGGAGACCACAUCCACCCCAUGGCUAAUCCAACUUACUGGCCUUCACUAG
This is a messenger RNA of Amaranthus tricolor (Joseph's coat), 1356 nucleotides long. RefSeq lists its product as uncharacterized. Gene Ontology annotation, biological process: DNA transposition. Gene Ontology annotation, molecular function: transposase activity; zinc ion binding; DNA binding. NCBI's taxonomy places the organism in Eukaryota, Viridiplantae, Streptophyta, Magnoliopsida, Caryophyllales, Amaranthaceae. The transcript is spliced from 4 exons. Bases 1 to 1356 code for a protein of 451 amino acids. The record is from RefSeq and is a predicted model, not a curated record.